Brassica napus (rape) is the source of this 3777-nucleotide messenger RNA. RefSeq lists its product as uncharacterized. The record is from RefSeq and is a predicted model, not a curated record. NCBI's taxonomy places the organism in Eukaryota, Viridiplantae, Streptophyta, Magnoliopsida, Brassicales, Brassicaceae. The transcript has 14 exons. Bases 306 to 1544 code for a protein of 412 amino acids.
UCAUCAGUUUUCAGAUUCUACUUCGACAUUGUUUAAUGUUUGUUCAUAUUUCUCAGCUUUUAUUUUUGAUUUUUUGAAGCAAAGUUGAAAUGAUUUUGUAAAGUUUUUUUUUUAAAUUUAUUUUGUAAAGCUUCUCUGAGACUUUUUUUCCUUUUAUGGGGGUUAAAACUCGGGAGAAAAAAAGUCAGAGUCAGAGUUUCAUUACUCAUUAUAAGCUUUUUUAGACGAGAAGUUGAAAGGGGGUAUUCGUUUCUUCUUCUUCGAUUUUUCUGGGGUCUCUUCCUCUUCCUUAUCCAAAAGGUUCGAUGAAACAGGAUUCGAUGAAUAGAUCAUGUCUCUGUAGUAUCUUGAUCACCACUGCUCUGAUCUGUGGUGCUUACUUCAUUGGAAAUGCUUAUAUUGAUGAAGAAUUUAAAGAGAAAUUGCUGAGAUGGGAAAUCACUAAUAGGAUGUAUAACGUCACUGAUAAGAUACAGAACGUCGCUGAUAAGAUGCAUAACGUCACUGAUAAGAUACAUAACGUCGCUGAUAAGAUGCAGAACGCAACGUCCCCUACAUGCGAGAAUCUCAAUAAGCCAUUGGGUACUGAGGCAUUACCGCAGGGAAUUAUCGUCAAAACAUCAAACUUGGAACCGCAACAUCUAUGGAACUACCGUCACAAUAAAAAGGGGAACCCGAACCGUGCAAUGAGUUUGUUAGCCAUGGCAGUUGGAAUCAAGCAAAAGGAUAUAGUCAACAAUGUUAUCCAAAAGUUUCAUUCUCGAGAUUUUGUGGUCAUGCUUUUUCAUUACGACGGUGUUGUGGAAGAUUGGAAGCAGUAUCCAUGGAAUGAAUAUGCAAUUCAUGUUUCCGUGAUGAAUCAAACGAAAUGGUGGUUCGCCAAGCGGUUCCUGCAUCCUGAUAUAGUUGCAGAGUAUGAGUAUAUAUUUCUUUGGGACGAAGAUCUUGGUGUAGCUCAUUUCAAUCCUCAACGAUACUUAUCUAUUGUCAAAGAAGAAGGUUUUGAGAUAUCGCAACCCGCUCUUGACACUACAAAAACAAAGGUGCACUAUCCUAUCACCGCUCGUCGCAAGAAGUUAAAAUUUCAUAGACGUAUGUAUAAAAACAAAGGCAGUGUGCGUUGCGAUGAUCGUAGCACUGAUCCUCCCUGCACCGGGUGGGUAGAAAUGAUGGCACCUGUUUUCUCUAGAUCAGCAUGGAGAUGCUCUUGGUAUAUGAUUCAGAACGAUUUGAUACAUGCCUGGGGCUUGGAUCUGCAGCUUGGUUAUUGUGCUCAAGGUGAUCGGAAGAAAAAUGUAGGUGUUGUUGAUGCGGAGUACAUAGUGCAUUACGGUCUUCCCACACUGGGUGUGGUUGUAACUGGUUCAAGCUCUUCACCGAAUGAGACAAACCCGAAAUCACGGGUUUCACAAGAAUCAUCAGAGUCUCGUGAAGUGGAUAAUAGACCAGAAGUGAGGAGGAAAUCAUAUGUGGAGAUGAAGAGAUUCAAGGAACGUUGGAAGAAAGCUGUGGAGGAUGAUAUAUGUUGGGUCGAUCCGUAUUGAAAACCUAAGCGGUGUAUGUAAACCGAACAAGACCGGAUUACAUUCGCAAAUAGACUUUUGAGAUUGUGUUCUUGUUAUUUUGUGGUCUAGUGUAUACAUACCAUUGUUCUGGUACAUUAGGCAAAAGAAUCAGUGUAUGUACUUGCGUUUAGUAUUGGACCACAUAAAUGUAGUUUUGUUGUUGAUGAUAUUAUAUUAACUAGAUUUUGUUCCACAAUUUAAAACAAAAAUAUUUUUUAAAAUAAUCAUACGGUUAGGAACAAUAUUCUAGAUAAUAUAUAAUUGUAAAUGUAAAAAUUAAAAUAUUCUGAUCAUGUAUUAUAUGGUUUAAUAAUGUAUAUUUACCUCUUUAACGAAACAUUUUGGCCAUUUUAAUACUUAGAGUCUAUAUUUGUGACAAAAUUUUUUUUUUGUGAUAUCUUAGAGUAUUUUUUAAUUUAUUAAGUAAAAAAAAUUAGUACAAGUUCUUGCAAUGUCAGUUAUGUAAGAAAUUAAAAUCAUGCGGGAUAACUUUGUAAAUGACCACUCUAAAAAUUAAUGUCAAAACAUGUAGGAAAUUGACUUCUCAGAUAAUAUUAUAGAUUUAUAAGAUCAACAUUAAAUUUUUUUACCUCCGAUAAAAACUGAAAAUAACUCUUCUGAAAAAUAUUUGAAUUAAAAAAUAUUAAUGGUAGAAGUCAAAAUUAUUUUAAUCAACAAUUAAAUCACUUAAUAACAAUAAUUAAUUAAAUCAUGUAAACAUAAAUUUUGUGCGAAAAUUACAGUUUCGAUUGAUAUUUUUAAAAAAUAUAAAUUGAUUUUUUUUGUCAAAGAAGAUACAUUGGUUAAAACACAUGCGGAGUCCUUUCUUUCAAAAAAAAAAACACAUGCAGAGUCCCAUUAAACAAAAACUUGGAUUAAUUUUUUUUUUUGAACGACCAACUUGGGUUAGUAAAACUAGGAAUUUACAGUUUCCGCUGUACAGCAAGUAAUAAAGAAGUCUUUCCAAAAAAAGAUCAAGUAAAAUAGAAGAUGAAAGAGGUGGAAGAUAAAGUUCAAAGAUGAGAGGUUAAAACAGGUUGUACUCGCGGAUCUCAACAUUAAUGUUAGGUCUGGGCACGGAUCGGAUAUUCGGGUUUUUAAAGGUAUUUGUGAUUUGCUUCGUAUGUCACGGAUAUCUAAUUUUUCAAUUUGUUUUGUUUCGAAAAAAUACGGAUAUUCGAAAAAACGGAUAUACGGAAAAUAAAUAGAUAUUUGCGGAUAUUUACAAAUACUUACGGAUAUCUCAUAUGUUUUGAUUAAUACAAAUAAUUUUACAAAUUUGAUGCAAAUUUGUUUUGUAAAAAUACUUUUUGCAGGAUAUACAUGAUAAAAAUUAAAAGAAAUAGUGAAUCUACGUAGUUUGUAAAUUUUUUCAACUUAGUUAACAAUUAUAAUAACAAAAAAUUUAAGAAAAAAAUAUUAUUGUCAUAAAUGUGUGCUCUUCCUUUUAUGUAGUACUUUUAUAUAAGUAAUAAUGUGAAUAGAAUUUAUCAAAUCCUAUGUUAGAAUAAUAAUUAUAUAAUUUUAUACAUUAAAAACUUUAAAUAUAAUCAAGAUAUACAUGUAUUUAUAUAUUGUCGGAUCAUAUCGGAUAUCCGCUUUCCAAAAUUUUAAUAUUUGUGAUUUGCUUCGAUUUUAACGGAUAUUGAUUUUUAUUAUUUGCUUUGUUUCGAAAGUUUACAGAUAUCCAGAAUUUUCGGAUCGAAUAGAAACAAAUAACAAAUCAAAUCAAAUUUAACAGAUAAAAUGUCCACUCUUAAUUAAUGUUGUGACCCUUGACCUUGGGUUCUUGACGUUGACCUUGACCCAUAAGGUGAAUUGUGAUCCUUGACCUAUUUAUCAUUAUGUGAAAACGACGUUGUUUGGGUUAGGUUUUGUUUAAAUAGAUCUCUCUUCCUCGAAGGGAAACGAAAUCGAAGGGUUUCUUUUCACAAAUCAAAGAUACUUAUAGAAGUCUAAGAUGAACGACAAGGAUGAAGAGCUGAAGAAAGUAAUAAUGGAUCUGGAGGAGGAGCGUAGUGAUUUAGAAGAUGCAAACUCCGAACUCUGCCAAAAACUAUGCGAAAGCAAUGAUGAGAUCCGAGAAGCACACAAAGAAUUGAUUAGUGGAUUAAGAGACUUAUCGGAUGAAAGUUCGACGAUCAGAGUGAAGAAUAUGGGACGAGUUGAUGAAAAACCUUUCCUGAAAGUAUGCGAGCAGAGAUUCAGUGGC